AUGUCGAAGGACUCUCCUAUAGGCUUGGACACAAUUUUGAAGCAGCUUGGAUCCUUUGGGCGAUAUAAUAUUGUGAACUAUGCGUUGUUGUUGUUUCCCAUUUAUUUGGCGGGCAUGUACGGAUCAGUUUUUGUCUUCGAAGCCUCGGAUAUAAAUUACAGAUGCCAAAUUCCGGAAUGCGAAAGCUACAACUCAAGCCUGUGGCUUACGAAUGCCAUACCAAAAGAAAAAGACACUCUGUCGAAAUGUACAAGAUAUCACUUUAGGGAAAACAACGUUACCGGUGCUUGCGAUGCUGACAGUUUUGACAGGGAUGUUAUCGAAAAGUGUCAAUCUUUUGUUUAUGAAGAUGAAGAUUCAGCUGUCAGAGACUUCAACCUCGGCUGUCAAAACUGGAAGCGUACUCUUGUUGGCUCAAUACACAACGCAGGUCUCUUCAUAUCCCUACCAGCUACUGGAAUCAUUUCUGAUAAAUACGGAAGACGAGUGGCGUUGUCCAUAGCGUCAUUAAUGAAUGGCAUUUUCGGGCUUGCAAGAUCUUUCUCCCCCAAUUACUUCACGAUGGUCACUUUGGAGUUCUUGGAAGCCGCUUUAGGAGCUGGUGCUUAUAGUACCGCUUUUGUUCUGGCUAUGGAAUUAGUCGGACCAAAAGGUAGAGUGUUCGGAAAUACAUUGAUUAACGCAGUUUAUGUUCUUGGAUUGAUGACGUUGUCAAGUCUAUCGUGGUGGUUUCAAAGCUGGAGGGUAUUAUUACGAGUAAUAUAUGCCCCAGCUUGUUUAGUAUUCUCUUAUUUAUGGAUAUUAAACGAGAGCGUCAGAUGGUUGAUCAGCAAAGGCAGAAAUUACGAAGCAGCUUCCAUUCUAAGGAAAGCAGCGAAAAUGAACAAAGUUGAAAUAUCAGAAGAAUUACUAUCUCCCCUUUAUGAGUUAGAUAAGAAAAUUGACACUGAUGAUGGAAUUAAAACUGCUGAAGAAAACAACGUUGCUAAUAAAAAGUCAAAUUUAUUACAAGUUAUCAAAUCGCCUAUAAUAAGGCAACGGGUUUUUGUGUGUUCUUUUCUAUGGACAACAUGUACAUUUGUUUACUAUGGACUGUCAAUAAAUUCAGUUUCGCUAGCAGGAAAUAAAUACGUAAACUUUAUGUUAGUAGGCUUAGUGGAAAUUCCUGCAAAUUUCAUAUGUUUGUUGGUGCUCGACAGAUUCGGAAGGAAAAAGACUUUAAUUAUAACUUACUUGUUGAGUGCGUGUUUGUGCAUCAGUUUAUCAUUCCUGCCAAAAGAUCACAAAUGGUGGGCUCUAAUCUUGUACCUGAGUGGCAAGUUUUCCAUCACAGUGGCGUACAGUUCUGUCUACAUUUAUGUGUCUGAAGUAUUCCCAACGAAUGCACGACAGUCACUGUUGGCUGUUUGCUCUUCAUUGGGGAGAAUUGGAUCUACUUUAGCACCUUUAACGCCUUUGUUGGCACUCUACUACCAGAACCUUCCAUCAAUAUUCUUCGGAACUAUGGCGCUGGUAGCGAGUUUCAUGGUGUUCAGCCUUCCAGAAACCAUCAACGUUCCACUUCCUGAUACCAUUGAAGAAGCUGAAAGAAUAUCUAAAACACCUAAGGAAUAUGCGUAGAUUUUUUUGAAACGGCUACCAACUACAAAACUGCGUAGAAUACUUCCUUAUUUUUAAAACAAGACGCCUUUUUAAGACUGCCAAGUUUUUGAUCCAUUUUAGUUCUUCAGUUAUUUUUCCUUCGAAGUUCUUAAUACAGUCGGUAAACUAAAUAAGGCAGUCAUUACACUAAUCGACGUAGAAUCGGCUUGACGCGAUCAUAUUUUACCAAACUUGUCGUAUGAAGGCGAUUCUCACCUUCGGAGUAGUUCGGCCAUCUAUACAGCCAUUCGGACUUCAACGCUGUCUGCGCAUGACAGCGUUUAAGUCAAGUCCUUUGGUGCCCAAAUAAAAUCAGUGUGACAAUUGUUACAAUGGAAGCCCUCAGUUUUCGACAAGAAAUUGUAAAAAGCUAUUUUAUAAGCAUAAUAGAUUAUAAGAUUUUUCCCAAUUAAACAACAUUCCAUUGCUCAAUCGAAUGUACAACCAAAGAAUAAUAAACAAUUAUCGGUUUCAAACCAUAUUAUCUACAAAUGCAUAAUAUAUCUCAAAAUCUAUUUUUUUUUACUAUCUCAAACUAGUAAUUUAUAUAAAUGCACAUGGUUUUAUACAGUACAUACAAUGUUCGUAAUAGUUUUUAAUAAAAAUAUAACAUAUUAAAUUAAAAUUUAAAAAACCUCCGACACAAAACAGUGUACACCAAAACAUGUGAUCGUUAGCGUGGCGUUAACUCGUCGAAACCAAUUAGCCCAAACACAAUUGUUCUACUAAGUACAUGUUUUUUUAUGAGACCAAGUGACGGAACAAGCAAGUCGCUCACCCGAUGGUAAGUGACACGCCUGUCUAUACCAGUUGCGGUACCACUCAGUGAUUUAAAUCAUAAAGAUCUGAAGGGCACUGCCACUGCGGCCGUCACCUUGAGACAUAAUUUGACAAGUCCCACGUGCCUGUAACUUCACCAGCAUCCUUACCCCUCAUAACCGGAACGCACAAGCUCACAUUAUUGCCUGGUGGCAGAAAUAGGUAAGGCGAGUAGCCUACAACAGACAUGUAAGUUUGAAACCAAUGUUUUUCCUUAUAAACUACGCGUCUUUCUGAAAGACUCCAAAAGUUAAUUCGUUUCCCCUCCCACUUCGUCCAACACCACCCCGCCCUCGCCAGCUGAGUGCCGUUACCACAGCAGUUACAACACUGUAAAUGUCAAUCAUUGACUUACAAUUAUAUGGACGUCGGGUCCGCACUAAAAAGUGUCCGAACUUAUAGGGCGUUAAAAUCGUAUACAGAGCGUCAUUCACGCUUUAGUCUUCGUUUGUUC
Hyposmocoma kahamanoa is the source of this 2914-nucleotide messenger RNA. Its product is annotated as organic cation transporter protein-like. Bases 1 to 1620 code for a protein of 539 amino acids. Gene Ontology annotation, biological process: transmembrane transport. The record is from RefSeq and is a predicted model, not a curated record. The transcript is spliced from 6 exons. Gene Ontology annotation, molecular function: transmembrane transporter activity. Lineage: Eukaryota; Metazoa; Arthropoda; Insecta; Lepidoptera; Cosmopterigidae. Gene Ontology annotation, cellular component: membrane.